Messenger RNA from Corticium candelabrum, 3318 nucleotides. RefSeq names its product adhesion G protein-coupled receptor L3-like. Gene Ontology annotation, biological process: cell surface receptor signaling pathway; adenylate cyclase-activating G protein-coupled receptor signaling pathway. The record is from RefSeq and is a predicted model, not a curated record. The coding region runs from base 62 to 3046 and encodes 994 amino acids. Gene Ontology annotation, molecular function: G protein-coupled receptor activity. The transcript has 28 exons. Gene Ontology annotation, cellular component: plasma membrane. Lineage: Eukaryota; Metazoa; Porifera; Homoscleromorpha; Homosclerophorida; Plakinidae.
CCGAGGCUACUUCUAGAAACGCCAGACAGUUUUGAUUGCGUCGCUAAAACGUCUUAUCGCUAUGUUUUCGUGCAGCCGUCUUCUAAAGGUUGUUGUCUGGCUUUUCUGCUUUAUUCGCACGGGCGACUUGGAGAGUGCAGCUUCCGCAGCAGUUUGCGAAGCUACUUGGAGACCAUUCAACAAUUCUUGCUACAAAGUGUUCACUGGACCUUUAACAUGGGUUUCAGCUCGCAUCUCUUGUUUAACUAUUCAAGCCGAUUUGGCAUCAAUAAGCAGCAGUGAUGAGAACCAAUUUUUAUCUAAUUUGUCUGACCAGCGUGUUUGGAUUGGUCUGAAUAAAUUCGUACCCGUACCGGCACAAGAAAAUAGUUAUGUUUGGUCUGAUUCUACACCAGUAUCGUUCGAGACUCACAUCAGGGAGUUACCCGGUGGUGAACAGGAUGUUAUAGCAAUGGAUGGUGCGCGUGCAAAUGAAGGAAACUGGACUUAUACUUUGUGUAAUGAUUCACUUCCUUACAUCUGUGAAAAAGGAUACCAAUGCAGCAAUUUAAGUCAACCAUUGAAUGGCAUUUUACAUCCGCAUAAUACCACAAUAGGUGCUAAAGCUUACUUUAGCUGCAAUGGUGGUUAUAGCCUGCAUGGUGACUCGAUUCUUGAAUGUCAAUCAAAUUCUUUGUGGAAUGCUAGUACACCUACUUGCAGAGAAUGCAGCAAUUUAAGUCAACCAUUGAAUGGCAUUCUACGUCCGCAUAAUACCACAAUAGGUGCUAAAGCUUACUUUAGCUGCAAUGGUGGUUAUAGCCUGCAUGGUGACUCGAUUCUUGAAUGUCAAUCAAAUUCUCUGUGGAAUGCGAGUACACCUACUUGCAGAGGAUACCAAUGCAGCAAUUUAAGUCAACCAUUGAAUGGCAUUCUACAUCCGCAUAAUACCACAAUAGGUGCUAAAGCUAACUUUAGCUGCAAUAGUGGUUAUAGCCUGCAUGGUGACUCGAUUCUUGAAUGUCAAUCAAAUUCUCUGUGGAAUGCGAGUACACCUACUUGCAGAGAAAUUGUUUCUGUUUCUAAACUAGAAGAUAAAGUGAAUGGUCUUACUGCUGAAAACUUCACAUCAAAAGUAGCGGAAUCUAUUGUGUUUGACUUGGCAUCGACAACUGAAGGAAAGACCUUGAAUACCAGUGAAUUGGGAACAGCCAACGAUGUAUUGAAAAAAUUGGUUGAUGUACAAGAAGAAGCUUUAGAGCAGGGGCGAGAAGUUAAUACCCCAGAUACCUAUAUUAAUACAUUUGUUAGAUCUUCAAGCAUUCUUAUUAAUGAAUCAAAUCGAGACUCUUGGCUUAGUGCUACCCAAUCUUCUGGUGCUCCUUCUCUCUUGCAAACCAUGGAAACGUUUUCUCGUGUGGCUGCUUUCACAAACAACCUCAAGACUGGACAAAGCAUCAGCUUUUCAUCUGACAACAUUGAUAUGGCAAUCAGUGCUGAAUCACUAGAAACUGUUAAAGACAUCACUUUUCCUGAUGAACAGUAUAGUACAAACAUAACUUCUUAUGGUGUUGAUAUACCUUCAAAGACAUUAACAACUGUUCUUAAUGAAAAUCAUGCUGACAGAGUUGUGGUGUCACUAAUCUCACUAAAGAACAUACAAGACUACAUGCCACCUGAAACAACAGAUUCUGAUAAUCCUGAGGAGUCAGUUCAGGCACUGCGGAGCACCGCAAAUGCUGCAAUUCCUAAAGCCAAUAUCAUAUCAGCUUUGUUAGUUGUGAAAUCUAACGAUACAAAGUACAGUCGUGACUAUCAAUCAUUUGACUUCAAUGAGACAGAUGCAGUGCACAUAAACUAUACAUUAAAGGUAGAAGAAAGCAAUUACAAUCCAAAAUGUGUAUUUUGGCAGUUUGCUAAUGACUCAAAUUCUGGACAGUGGUCUGAAGAAGGACUUACAACUAAGAGACUAAACAAUGAAACUGUGUUGUGUACAAGUACACAUUUGACAAGCUUUUGUGUUCUUGUGGCUGUAGAGGAGGCAACAACUGAUGCUGCUCUCUCGUACAUCACCUACAUUGGAUUAGGCAUUUCUCUUGUUUGUUUACUUGUGACUCUUAUUAGCUUUGUGUACUUCCGGAAACAUCUUCACUCGGAAAGGAAUUUUAUCAACAUUAAUUUUGUUAUAGCCCUUAUAUUGGCUGUGAUUUCAUUUAUUGCUGGCAUUGAUCAGGCUGAUAAUAAAGCAACGUGUAAAGCUAUGACAAUUGUCAUGCACUACUUGUUUCUUGCUGUGUUCUGUUGGAUGCUGUGCGAAGCCAUUCUUUUAUAUCGUUUUGUGGUUGUUGUAUUUGACUCUGGAGAGACACACAUGAAGAAAUACUUUGCAUUGGGUUGGGGUGUGCCAAUGGCCAUUGUUGCUGUUGCUGUUGCAAUAAAAUCCAAAGAAUAUGGGAGCUAUCACUACUGUUUUCUUACUCGUCAUGGAGGACUGAUUUAUGCAUUUAUUGGACCAAUGAGUGUCAUAGUUCUUUUUAAUCUAGGAGUGUUUGUGACUGUAUUGAAGAUUAUGUUAUCUCACAAUCAGAAUUCUCUGCAUCAUGAUGAUGGCACAAAGACUCGAAUGAAAGCAGUCAGGUCUGGUUUAAAAGCUAUGGGAGUGUUGUUGCCAGUGUUGGGAUUGACUUGGGUUGUUGGUGUAUUUGCUGUUGAUACCUUAUCUCGUCCAUUGGCUUAUGCAUUUACUAUAUUGAAUUCCCUGCAGGGAUUAUUUGUGUUUGUAUUUCAUUGCUUGCUCAGUGCCCCGGUGAGAAAAGGUUUUAAAUUUAAGAGACAGCAACGAGCAGCUCGAAAAGCAGUAAUGGUUUCAACUUUAGGUACUAAUAGCACACAAUUUACGGCAAAUACUUCAGAUACUCCACCAUGGAACAACAAGACUCAUUCUGGAGGCAAGAAAGGUGUACAGUCUGCAUCUUCAAAUUUGGUUUUUGGGAAUGACAAGAAUCCUGAGAGUUUCGCAUUGUCUAUCCUAGAUGAGUCAGCAGCAGACAUGAGCACAACUGCCUGAUACAGUUCAUGAAAUAUGGUGAUCUACUUGAAGAAUGAAGCAAUAACAUGUCUACCAGAAAUUUAUUAGUGGACAAGUGUUACUGGUGUAUGCUCAUGUAGUUUCCUCUUUAUAUAGCUAGAACUGUGGAAUUCUUGUCUCACAACUUUACUCUUAAUUUGUAGUGAUAAUGUAGACCACGCUGUUGCGGGAGGAUCGAUUUGUAGAUUGGUAUAAUGGUAUAUGUAUGCUUUACAAGUACAGUCGAUUUUAGUGAAUACAUUUCUGUUAAU